GAUCCUUCCAUUAGAGGGCUCUGUGGUGUCCUCUCAUCAAUGGCCAUAUUGAACAGCUGCAGUUUGCUUCAACAUCUUUUUUGGCCAAGUCAUCAAUAAAGUUCAACACUACUCAUGACCUCUGACGACAAUGACAUAUGAAGAUACCAAGCCGAUGCCCAUUGCCAUUGUAGGCUUCGGGUGCCGAUUUCCAGGCGACGUCACGAACGGCGAGAAACUAUGGCAGAUGUUGGUCGAGAAGAAGUCCGCUCGCACCGAUGUACCUCCAGACCGCUUCAACGUUGAUGCAUUUUACAAUCCCGAUGGGGAUCGUUUCGGGACGUGCAACAACCGCGGCGGGCACUAUCUCGCUGAAGAUGUUUCGUUGUUCGAUGCGCCGUUCUUCUCGAUAUCGCCAGCCGAAGCUAUGGCCAUGGACCCCAUGCAGCGGUUACUGCUCGAGGUAACAUACGAGGCAUUGGAAAACUCAGGGACGCCACUAGCCCGAGUCUCCGGAUCCCAGACUUCAUGUUAUGUCGGUUGCUUCACAAAAGACUACGAGGAGAUGCAACGGCGAGAUAUGGAGCUAGCACCCAAGUAUCAAUCAACUGGCGCUUCGCAGACGAUGCUAUCGAACCGACUGAGUUACUUCUUCAACCUGAAAGGCCCGAGUGUGAGCAUAGACACAGCCUGCAGCAGUGGACUCGUUGCUGUGCAUUUGGCUUGCCAAAGCCUGCGCACUGGUGAAAGCUCCAUGGCGAUCGCGGGAGGAAGCAACCUCAUAUUGAGUCCUGACAUCCAGAUCGAAAUGAGCGACAUGCACUUCCUGAGUCCAGACUCAAUAUCGCACGCCUUUGACGACCGAGCCAAUGGCUAUGCGCGAGGGGAAGGUGUUGGCGCGAUCAUACUGAAGCCAUUAGAUCUAGCUCUACGCGACAACGACCCCAUUCGAGCCAUCAUUCGCGGCACGGCUGCCAGUUCAGACGGACGAACGCCGGGCAUCACGAUGCCUUCGAAAGACGCACAGGUCGAUCUUAUACGCUCAGCAUAUCGCGCCGCAGGGAUCGACGUAAGUGAGACGGGAUACUUCGAGGCGCAUGGUACAGGGACGGCUGCGGGGGAUCCUAUAGAAAGUGGAGCAAUUGGCGAGGUGUUUACCGCGAGCCGUCCCCACCGCAUCUCUGCGACAACCGAGGGAGUUGUUCCUCUCUCCAUUGGCUCGGUCAAGACAAAUAUGGGUCAUUUGGAGGGAGCUAGCGGCAUUGCUGGGCUUAUCAAGGCCAUGCUAAGCGUCGAGAAGGGCAUGAUUGCACCAAACCUUUGGUUCAGCCGGGGCAACCAAGCCAUCGACUUUGAAGGAUGGCGGGUCGAAGUGCCCACAGAGCCUAAAGAGUGGCCCCUUGACGGUCUGCGGCGCGCAAGCGUGAACUCAUUUGGUUACGGUGGAACCAAUGCUCACGUCAUUCUUGACGAUGCACAUCACUUUCUUCAAAGGCAUCAUCGCUCAGCACGUCACAGAAGGAACGACUCCGGUUUCGUCAGCCCUGUGAGUGACGACUCCUUCAGCAACCAACCGAGAUCGCGUCUCUUCCUACAAUCUGCCAACGAUGAGCGAAGUCUUAUCCAGAUGGGCCAAGAUCUGUCGAAACACCUUCAACGUCAGGAUGUCUUCGACGAAGAGCAGCUACUGGAUAAUCUGGCGUACACAUUGUGUGAGCGUCGAUCACAAUUCCCCUAUUGCUCAGCGAUUGUUGCGACGGAAAAGCUCGAUCUGGAAAGCAAACUGCAGGACGUUCGACCAAGCUCUGCUGGUGGCGUAACAUCACAGCGGAUAGGCUUCAUAUUCACUGGCCAAGGCGCUCAGUGGUGGGGUAUGGGAAGAGAACUACUCCAUUACCCCGUCUUCCGGAAGAGCUUACAACGAUGCGAAUCUGUCGUGAUCAGUCUGGGUGCCGGAUGGUCACUGAUGGAAGAGCUGCUCAAAGACAAAGCUACCUCGCGGGUCAACGAAGCGACGUUUAGCCAGCCACUUUGUACUGCUCUGCAAAUUGCAUUGGUGGAUUUGCAUGCAUCGUGGAAUGUUCGUCCGCAGAGUGUAGUUGGCCACUCCAGUGGCGAGAUCGCUGCUGCAUAUGCCACCGGUGCGCUGAGCCUUGAGUCGGCGAUGACCGUCGCAUAUUUCCGAGGUUUAUUGUCGCCAAAGGUCAAGAGUAUGGGACUUGAGGGACGAAUGAUGGCGGUUGGCCUGUCCGAAGAUGAUGCAAAGACCGAGAUUGCAGAGUUGGGUAAGGGUCUUGGCAAAGCUGUCGUAGCUUGUGUGAACAGUCCGCGUGGCGUUACCAUCUCUGGCGAUGUUGCUGCCAUUGAGAAUUUACAUAAGGCUCUGGAGGCCAAAGGCGUAUUUGCGCGGCUGCUCCAAGUGGAUACUGCCUAUCAUUCCCACCACAUGCAGGCGAUCGCGGAGGAGUAUCUUGCCCGUCUCCAAGAGGCACAGGUCGCAACGAUUAAGACUGAUGGGCGAGUUUCAAUGUACUCUUCCGUGACGGAAGACGUGAUCAGUCCAGACCAGCUCGGUGCCGAGUACUGGGUAUCGAACCUCGUCGGAAGCGUGCGCUUCUCUAGAGCGUUGGCCAAGCUGUGCACCUCAGACUCACAGGAUGGGAAGACUGCUGUGGAGAUACUGCUUGAGGUUGGACCACAUGCCUUGUUCAAACUCCCAGUCAAAGAAAUCCUCGACGCCACUUUCGACCAGAAACCGCAAAUACAGUAUCUUUCCACGCUCAUUCGCAACAAGCCUGCCGAUACGACUGCGCUCGAAGCAGCCGGCCAACUAUUCGCUCACCGAUAUCCGGUCGAUCUGCACGCCAUCAAUUUCCCGACCGAACCCAAGCAGCCACUAUCCGUGCUCACCGAUCUUCCCCAAUAUCCCUGGAACCACACCCGCCGCUACUGGUGGGAGUCGCGCCUUAGCCGAGACUACCGUUUCCGACGGUCUGGUAGGACCGAUAUCUUGGGCGCACCGGUCAAUGACUGGAACCCAAUGGAGCCUAGGUUCAGGAACUUUAUGCGCUUGCGCGAGCAACCGUGGCUGCGGGAUCAUGUCGUUCAAGGCGAUGUGCUGUUCCCGGCGUGUGGGUACUUGUGCAUGGCUAUUGAGGCGUGUCGGCAGAUGUGUACUAUCUCGCCGUCUAAUUUCCUUCCGCAGGGCGUCAGUAGCGCGGCUGAGUAUCGACUUCGCGAGGUCAACAUUUCGCGCGCACUUGUUGUGCCGGAGGCUGAUGAGGGUGUUGAGACUUGUUUCUCUAUGAAAUGCAACGCCAUUCACGGUGGGCCAUCAUCGCCAGUCUGGCACGACUUUCGCAUUUUCUCCUACACUGCAGAUGGAGGCUGGGUAGAGAACUGCCGUGGCUUGGUCUCGGUAUCAGGCCAAUCUACCUCGGACGAACAGCUCGCUCAGGACUGUGUCAAUGACUGGAAUACCGUGUACCCAGCUGGCGGACACAAAAUGGACGUCAAAUCAUUCUACCGCAGUAUCGACGCCAUUGGUCUUACGUACGGACCAAUGUUCCAGGGUCUGAAGGAUAUUUGCAUCAACCCGCAAGUUCCUGGCAAAGCCGCCGGAGUCGUUCAGGUCACUGAUACAAAAUCGAACAACCCAAAGGGGUUCGAGUAUGACCGCCUGUUACACCCAGCUACCUUGGAUACAUUCUUACAACUAGGCCUGGCUGCACUUGGCGGUGCUGAGCUAAACCAGCUCGAUGGCGCCAUGGUGCCUACGUUCAUCGAAGAAAUUUCUAUAUCCGCCGAUAUUGCAGCCCAGAUCGGUGACUGUCUCAACGUUGUCGUGAAUGCUCAACGCUGCGGCGCACGACAAGCUACUGGAGAUAUCUUCGCGCUGGAUCCGAUUACUUCGCAGCCGGUUAUUCUUAUGGACGGUUUCAAGUUCAUCGCCAUCAACUCCAGCAGCGCAUCUGAUGAGCAGGCGCCACCACCAAAACACUGUUAUAAAGCAGUGUGGGAGCCAGAUGUAGAACUCAUCGAUCGCGAACACCUCAACCGCGAGCUUCAAGCAGCACCGAAGCCAGACCACCGCCCGAAGACUGUAAGAGAGCUGGAACUGCUCUCAUACUACUUCAUUGACAGGGCACUGCAAGAAGUCGCGCCGACUGAGGAGUCAACCAUGCUGACACAUCAUCAAAAAUUCUAUCGCAAUUUAUGCGAGCUUCGCGAUGCAGUGCUAACGAAGACACAUCCCCAACAGACAGAUGAGUGGCAACAGCUGCACAGCCCAGAAGUUUCAUCGAAGCUUGAGACCAUGGUAGAAUACUACCGCAACCAUGAGACGGCUUAUGAUGGCAAGCUUCUUGUUCGUGUUGGUGAAGCUCUCCCAGCCGUGUUCCGGCAGGAGGUCGAGCCGCUUGCACUGAUGACACACGAGAACUUACUGGAGGACUACUACACUACCGCUGUCGGCAUGCCAAAUACAUAUGCUCAGAUCUCACGCUACACCACAAUGCUUUCGCACAAGUACCCCAAUCUGGACUACCUCGAGAUCGGCGCUGGCACUGGUGGUGCGACAGUUCCGACGCUGGAAGGCUUGAGCGGUUGUGAAGACCUCCACAGAUACCCUCGCCUAAAGUCGUAUACCUACACCGACAUCUCAUCCUACUUCUUUCAGCGCGCCGCGGAGAAGUUCGAAGAGUUUGCACAGUUCAUAAACUUCAAGAAGCUGGAUGUUGAGCAUGAUCCAGAAACGCAAGACUUCAAGUCAGCUUCUUACGAUGUGAUCGUUGCGGCGAACGUGCUUCACGCCACAUCAGACAUGCAUCGCACCAUGGCGCAUGCGCGGAAGCUUCUUCGGCCAGGAGGAAGACUAAUCCUUCUUGAGAUGACGAAUCGUCUCCUUGCUGCUUCAGUCAUCUUCGGCACCUUACCUGGAUGGUGGAAUGCAUCAGAAGAGUGGCGGACUGGUGGACCUCUGCUCACCGAGAGCCAGUGGGAGAACUUGCUGCGCUCGACAGGGUUCAGUACCCUUCAAGCAAGUAGUCCCGACGUCUUGGAUCCGCUCGAGGAGGGCACAAGGCUGAUGAUUGCAACUGCCGUUGAAGCAAAGCCGACGCUGUCAAAUGGCGUGAUCACUCCACCAGAAAGACCUCGCUUCGUCAUCUUGUGCGCCGACUCACGCAUCCGUAUGAGCAGAUUGGACAUGCCGUUGGCUCUCAAGAACAGCCUGGAGAAGUCUGGCUUCCAAGCACAGCUCGUGUCGCUCUCCAAGCUUGGCCAACAGGAUCUCACUCGUACCAUCUGCGUCAGCUUCGUCGAGCUUGAAGAGCCCCUGCUCGCUGAUCUCACUUCAGAAGACAUUAGGGCCCUUCAAAAUAUCGCCGAGGCAUCGGCAGGGUUGAUCUGGAUUACACGAGGCGCAGCAUCUUCAGAUGUUGAACGUCCCGAGCUUGCAGUUUUUCAAGGCCUGGCUCGCACGUUACGAGCUGAGAAUGAGAGCUUCAAGUGCAUCACAGUCGAUUUGGACGUGAGGAGAAACUUGCCUGCUUGUCAUGUCGCUGACUUACUUCUUGGCGUCUAUGAGAAGCAGCUAAGUUCUGAAAAGAGCGCUAGUCUGGUCGAUAGCGAGCUCGUCGAGCAGGACGGCGUUCUUCACAUCAAGCGUGCAAUUGAAGAUAAGAAAUCGAACGAGUUCUUGGUUGGUCGGACUGAUGCAGCGGCUUUACAACCGCAGAUGGAGAAUGUGCUACAAGACGGUCGCCCACUAAAGCUCAGCAAGGCCAACACUAGCGUGUCAGACGCGGCUAUAUUCAAAGAGGAUAUGAUCUUUGCGCAACCCAUACAAGCCGGCGAAGUUGAAAUUGAGGUUCGCGCUACUAGUCUCAGCUCCAAGGAUACCGAGAUACUGGAUGUGGAACACUUCGAUGGCAAGCUUGGCCAAGAGUGUGCGGGUAUCAUCACAAAAACCGGCCCUAACGUGGCGCACCUUUACGUCGGUGAUCGAGUGGCAGUAUGGUAUCCAGGGACGUUUGCCACCCAAGUGCGCGUGCCAGCAGCUUUUGCGCACAAGAUACCCAAUGACAUGGCUUUUGAAGUCGCAGCUACACUACCACAGGCGCACGCGAGUGCUCACUAUGCCUUGAACCACAUCGUGCAUCUACGACCUGGUGAGACCGUUCUCAUUCACGAGGCUGCAGAUCCUGUAGGCCAGGCUAGCAUCGAGACUGCAUUGAAGGCGGGCGCGAAGAUCUUUGCCACCGUGAGAUCCGACGAAGAGAAGACCUACCUUGCCAAGACUUAUGGCAUCGAAGAAACCCGUAUCUUUUCCAGCCUCGAUCUCAAGUUUGUCACUGCGCUUCGGCGCGCAACCAAAGGCCGCGGUGUUGAUGUCAUCUUGAACACUUUGACUGGUGAGGCACUACAGGCGACGUUCAGUUGCGUCGCUUCUUUUGGCAAAUUCGUGAAUCUCAACACGCCAAAGACUGAGCGACUAGAGAUGGCACCCUUUGGUCGUAAUGCGUCGUUCUCAUCAGUCGAUAUGGCUUUGCUGUACACGCAAAAGCCCAAGCUUGCCAGUCGAAUGUUCCAAGAAGCUAUGAGCGCUACCACGGCGAUGAAGACAAUCAGCCGUAGCGCUACGCAAAUCCUGCCCUGGUCUAAGCUGAACGAGGCUGUCAAGAUGUUGCAAGAUGCCAGUCACGAUAAACAGGUGGUAAUGGUGCCGCGGGAUAACGAUCAAGUUCUGGUUGCCCAAAGACCACCACCUACUGUCUUCUUCGAUUCAUCAGCUUCCUACCUCCUCGCUGGCGGUCUUGGCGGUCUUGGACGAAGCAUCUCGCAGUGGCUCGUCACGCACGGCGCAAAGCACCUCAUAUUCAUCUCUCGCUUCGGCGCAGUGUCGGAAGAAGCCCAAGCAUUCGUCGAAUCUCUCCACGCUUCGGGUGUCCGCACUGCCAUUUUGAAGUGUGACGUCUCUGACGCACUCGAGCUUUCCAACCUUCUCUCAGAAACCCUUCGCUCCUUCCCGCCCAUCAAGGGUGUAAUCCAAGGCGCAAUGACCCUCAACGACUCCCUCUUCAGCACAAUGACAUCGCAUCAAUGGACUUCGACUAUUCUUCCCAAAGUCCACGGCUCAAAGAACCUCCACGAGACCACCUUAUCCCAACCACUCGAAUUCUUCAUCCUCCUAUCCUCCCUACACUCCUUCAUCGGUAACCCUGGUCAAGCCAACUACGCCGCGGGCUGCGCCUACCAAGUCGCGCUAGCGAAAUAUCGCAACGCGCUAGGUCUGCCAGCUACAGCCAUCGAUCUCGGCAUCGUCGGCGACGUAGGUUAUGUAGUCGAGAAGAAGGUUCAAGGUCGCAAAGUGCAAGUCCAGGAGUUCAAACACAUCCAUGAGAAGGAGAUGUUGGCGCUCAUCGAGCUGGGCAUUCGCGAACCGAUGAUGGGGCAUGUGGUCACUGGUCUUGACUCCGAUCUCGACAUUAGUAGUCUGAACGAUGGAGAAGCGCCGUUCUUCGCACGGGAUCCAGUGUUGAGUCACUUGCCGUACUUGCGCCCGCAUCUCAAAAUCGAGACGCCAGCACACGCAUCCAAUGAUGGCACCACAACCACAUCGCUGUCCCUCUCCGCACAGCUAUCCUCUUUUUCUUCUGCCGGAGCAGCUAAGGAGUUCAUCAUUGCAGCGCUACUCAAGAAGCUGUCGCGCAGUCUGAUGAUGGAUGUGUCGGAACUGGAGGCGACUCGUUCGAUGAGCAGUUAUGGAACAGACUCGCUGGUGGCCGUCGAGAUUAAGAACUGGAUCCAGAGGGAAACGAAGGCUACUGUCAGUGUGUUUGAGAUCCUGCAGAGUGCAAGUAUUGGUGGUCUUGUGGAUGGUAUUGUCGGGAAGUUGGGAUUGGACGGUCAGUAGGCGGUGGCACCGGGGUUGGCUUGGUGAGAUGGCGCCAUGACGAGUACUGAUGGGGACGGCGGAGUUGGACUGGUACAUAUUCCCAUUUUCUUCCUUGAUGUAUUGAGGGUUGAUGUAAGUAAUGAGCGUUUUUCGUUCUCGAUAAUGACAUAUACCGUCGUGAUA
Messenger RNA from Alternaria rosae, 8059 nucleotides. RefSeq lists its product as uncharacterized. The transcript is spliced from 3 exons. The record is from RefSeq and is a predicted model, not a curated record. NCBI's taxonomy places the organism in Eukaryota, Fungi, Ascomycota, Dothideomycetes, Pleosporales, Pleosporaceae. Gene Ontology annotation, molecular function: oxidoreductase activity; 3-oxoacyl-[acyl-carrier-protein] synthase activity; fatty acid synthase activity. Bases 131 to 7894 code for a protein of 2587 amino acids. Gene Ontology annotation, biological process: fatty acid biosynthetic process; secondary metabolite biosynthetic process.